AUGAAUAGUUCGGAUGAAGAAGAUUCUGAUAACUUUAGUCUACACUCAUCUUCGAUCGAAGGUUCUAUAUCUGAUUUUUUAUUGGAAAUGGAAGAACACCGAGAGGAAGAACAACCUUUUACAAUUGAAAAACAAGUAGGAGACUGGGCAAUAGUCAAAUUCUGUUCAAAAGAGACAUUUCACGGAAAAACAAUCUUUAGUUUUGUAAGAAAAACCUCAGAACGUGAGGGCAAAACUAUUUUUUGCUAUCCACUUCAAGAAGACGUAUCUGUUAGUAUUAAUGCUAAUAUAGUUUCAAAUUUGCCACAACCAUUCAUUGGACGUCGAGGAGAAAUGAUAUUUUCAGUGGGCUUUGCUUCUUACAACAUUCAGUAG
Psylliodes chrysocephalus is the source of this 375-nucleotide messenger RNA. Lineage: Eukaryota; Metazoa; Arthropoda; Insecta; Coleoptera; Chrysomelidae. The record is from the annotation of a GenBank genome assembly.